CCUGACCCCGCGCAUCGAUGCUGCGGCCGCGCUGCCCGCCCGGGCGCCUCCCUGCGUAGCGGGGCGCGCAGCUCCAUGUAGCCGCCGCCGCCGCCAGCGCCCUGGGGCCGGAGCCGCCUCCUCCCGCCCCCGCGGAGACACCGGCCGUCAGGGACCGCCGAGCCCGGCGGGGGGACAGGGGAGGAGGCAGCGGCGCCCUCCCUCCCCUUCUCCCCCCGAAGCCGCCGCCGCCGCCCUCGGGCUCCGCAGCAGCGCCCGCGGCGCCGCCGCCUCUGCAGGCUGACUCAUCAGUAGAAAUUGUGAAAAGCUGCAGAAAAGAAGCCAAACCGACAAGCUGAUAACUCAAAGAAAUACUCUUUUGAGUUGGGGGUUCAGAGUGGAGUCAUCAUGAGCGAUGUUACCAUUGUGAAGGAAGGCUGGGUACAGAAGAGGGGAGAAUAUAUAAAAAACUGGCGGCCAAGAUAUUUCCUGCUAAAGACAGAUGGCUCUUUCAUAGGCUAUAAGGAGAAACCCCAGGAUGUGGAUCUGCCAUAUCCACUCAACAACUUUUCUGUGGCAAAAUGUCAGCUAAUGAAAACAGAGCGACCAAAGCCAAACACAUUUAUUAUCAGAUGUCUUCAGUGGACCACUGUUAUAGAGAGGACGUUCCACGUAGACACUCCGGAGGAACGGGAAGAAUGGACAGAAGCAAUCCAGGCUGUAGCAGACAGACUUCAGAGACAAGAAGAGGAGAGAAUGAACUGUAGUCCAACUUCACAGAUAGACAAUAUAGGAGAAGAAGAGAUGGAUGCUUCAACAACUCAUCAUAAAAGAAAGACAAUGAAUGAUUUUGACUAUUUAAAACUACUGGGCAAAGGCACGUUUGGCAAAGUUAUCCUGGUCCGAGAGAAGGCUAGUGGCAAAUACUAUGCUAUGAAGAUUUUGAAAAAAGAAGUCAUUAUUGCAAAGGAUGAAGUGGCUCAUACACUCACAGAAAGCAGAGUAUUGAAAAACACCAGACACCCUUUUUUAACAUCCUUGAAAUAUUCCUUCCAGACAAAGGAUCGUUUGUGUUUUGUGAUGGAGUAUGUCAAUGGAGGAGAGCUGUUUUUCCAUUUGUCGAGAGAGCGGGUGUUCUCAGAGGACCGCACACGCUUCUAUGGUGCAGAAAUUGUCUCUGCCCUGGACUAUCUGCAUUCUGGGAAGAUUGUGUAUCGUGAUCUCAAGUUAGAAAAUCUAAUGUUGGAUAAAGAUGGACACAUAAAAAUUACAGAUUUUGGACUUUGCAAAGAAGGAAUCACAGAUGCAGCAACUAUGAAAACAUUCUGUGGUACUCCAGAAUACCUGGCACCCGAGGUAUUAGAAGAUAAUGACUAUGGUCGUGCAGUGGACUGGUGGGGAUUAGGAGUUGUCAUGUAUGAAAUGAUGUGUGGAAGAUUACCGUUCUACAACCAAGAUCAUGAGAAACUAUUUGAACUGAUACUAAUGGAGGACAUAAAAUUUCCUCGAACUCUGUCUGCAGAUGCAAAAUCAUUAUUAUCAGGUCUACUGAUAAAGGAUCCAAAUAAGCGACUUGGUGGAGGCCCAGAUGAUGCAAAAGAAAUCAUGCGUCAUAGUUUCUUUGCUGGAGUAAACUGGCAAGACGUAUAUGAUAAAAAGCUUGUACCUCCUUUUAAACCUCAAGUGACAUCUGAGACAGACACCAGGUAUUUUGAUGAAGAAUUUACAGCUCAGACUAUUACAAUAACGCCGCCUGAAAAAUAUGACGAGGAUGGUAUGGACUGCAUGGACAAUGAGAGGCGGCCGCAUUUCCCCCAGUUUUCCUACUCUGCAAGUGGACGAGAAUAACUUUUUUGUUCUGCUGCUUCACUGUCAUCUUAGGUUUAUCACUGAAAAUGAUUCCUGAACAUCACCACCAGUACUAGAUACUAUUAUGAUAGCAGGGGCACUUUCAGAGACCAUUCCAAAUUGAACAAGUUUCUUUCCCAAACCUACCUAAAAUCCAUUUUGGUUUUGCAUGACAUAUGAGAUUCUUCUCUACUACGCUCUCCUGCUGUUGCUGCUGCCCACAGUCUCAGUAUAAUAGCAACGUCAAGAAGUUACUAACAGUUUCUUUGAAGGUAGAUGACUUGACUUCAGCAUUGUAAACUUUGUGAACAAGUAGUCAUCUAUUUUUCCUCACAGUGGAGGCUAAACAAAAACCGUGUUGGUCCAGCUUAUCUUCUUCCAGAAGACGAAUCAAAAUUGUCAUUAGUCAAAACAGACUAGGCUAUAAAAUUUUCUUGCAUCUGUUUGUGCUGAUUAGAAUGAGGAAACAUAGGGGUGGUGAUGUACAUAUGCAAGGUUUCUGUUAGGCAUAUCAUUACUUGAAGCAGGUCUCUGUCAUUAACAUCUGGCUGGAAUUUGUUUGGGAAAUGUUUGAAAGAAGGACUUAAACUGUUGAUAUAUAUAAAUAUAUAUAUAUUAUUUUUUAAUUACUGUUGGAUACUACAGAAGAAGCAGAAGGGCUGGGCUCGCCCAGCCUGCCACUUAGAACUUCCAGGUUCAUGUGCAAUCAUGGAGAAUCGAACAUUAUACAUGCAAGAAAUGAAGGCAUAAAAGCAGCAUUUGAAGUUGUUCAAGGGGUCUUAUAAUUUGCACCAGAUAACAUCUUUCUCAUGCUUUUCUCUUUCAUGAUAUGCAUCACCUCUGAUGGCUGAAGAAUGUAGACAGGCAUAAUGGUAUUGCUUUUCACCAAAAUGUGUGCACCAAGGUAAACAGGUGUUUGCCUUACUUGUUUUUAUUUUGAGUUUGUGAAUUAGCUUUUUUCUCCAGGUGUUUAACUCUGAAUAUUCUUUUUUGCUUUCCUUUCCUCCCCCCCCCCUUGGUUAUACUGCAUUAGUAUUUAUUUUUAGAGAUAAGGUUUAUAUGUGUCAUGUUUGCAAAUGCUGCUACAUCUUAGAACAGGCUUAUAGCAGUUAAUUUUGUAAUAUAUGGAAGGACUGUACAAGCUGAAGGGAAUAAUGCACUUUUCUCCCAUGUGGAAAUUUUAACAAGGCUCUGAAAUUGUACAUACUGCUUAGAAUCAGAUUUUUGUGAAUGAAAUACUGUCUUUUGACUGUUUGGCAAUGGAGGUGAGGAAUUCCAACCUCAUGAGCCAAAGGGUUAAAAACAAACAGACAAAAAAGCUACAUCUUGUGCUCCAUUUAGGAUAAACGUAAUGUAAGAGCCUGACAGCACAAGAGAAAAUGUCUGUUCUAUAUGAAGGAAUUGCAUUUGAACAAUGAGACCACAGUGAUUACAAGAAAAGCACUUUAUUUUAUUAAUUAAAAUAGUAAAUUUCUGGGAUCAGCCGUUCUCAAGGAAAAUUUGCCCUCAACCAAAAGAGUCCUGAAAUCCAGCAAGUUACAUGUAACAGUGGUACCUGAUUGACUGAAUUUAAAACAUCAUGACAAAUGCUCCACUGAUAGGGAAACGUCUUUCCAUUUCCUAAGAUCUGUGUCUAACAGAACAUGUGCAUAAACUUUAGCGUUGAUCUUCAGCAAUGAUAAUCUUAAUAAUAAACCCUUUGGUGCUAGGAGUUGGGAUGUUACGCAGUGCAGCAUAUUGAGUGCAUGCACCCUUGCUAACAACAUCGGACAACCCCAACUCCAUGGGAUUAUCAUUUGAAGUAUCUCUGCGUUCAGCUCUUGUUAGCUCCCACAAAGACUGUAAUAUUGCUGAGUAUUCCUGGUUGCGUUGUGUGAGUGAGUAGAUGGGUCUGAGAGGAGAGACGUUCUACGCAGAUGCCUUAGCCUCUUGAUGUGGAAAGUUGAGUGCCCAAGCAUGAAGCCCACUGCUGGCAGUGCAUGUGCUGGGAUGGUCAAGGGGUUGAUGGGCAUUUUAGCAAGGCAGCUAAAAAUGCAGAGUAAUUUAGACAAUUUUUCAUGUUUUGUGUUUUAUCUUUAGUAAUGGAUGGAUAAUCAAACAGAAAUAUGUCAUGAUGUAUAUUGUAACUGCAUACAAUGUCAUUAUGUCACCUUGUAACACUAAAGAUGUGUAGAUGUUGUUGUCCCUGUGCAGAGAGAGAGGUGGGCAGCAAAUGCGUUGCAGGUCUGUUCUGCACCGGUGGUGUAGAGGUGUCUACACUGACACAGUGAGCGAGUGACUGAAAUAAUCAAGUACUUAACAGACGGGCAUUAAUUAGUUCUCUGCAAAGGUCUCGGACUUACAGACCGAAACUAUGGUGAUUCAAAAUCUGUGUUACAUGCCUGUGUUUUCUCCCCUGUGUUUUCAGCUUGUAAUAGCAAUAAGUCUCUUGACACAGGGCACCUCUAGCUAACGAUCGACUGCCGUGCCUCUGGCCAGCCGCUCCUUGCGGGCAGAGGACGCCCUGUGGUUUAGCUCACCAUCGCGUAGCUACUUAGUGCGUGGUUUGCAGUAAGUGUCUGUCGGUGAAUUAUUUGAAAACCUUUUAAGACAUCACUUUGCAUUGUGUUUGUCUGCCUUUCGAAAUAUCAGUGAUCAAGUUUGUGCUGCAGAGAGUCAGCAGACACUUCAUGCUGCCUGGGCUUGGGGGAUUCUCUCUUACCAGUGUUAGAAACAGAUGACAGAGGAAUGGACAAGCAGUGCUGAGAGAAACUUUUGAAGCUCUUCUUUUGCUGUCUGCAGUUGUGGUUGGAUUUGGACAGGAGGUGGUGGCUGGUUGUCUUGGUGAGCCUUUUGAGCACAGUACAUUUCAGACUUUGACUCCAGCUUGUACUGACUUCCAUGACAUACAGUAUGCCCUCUUGUACUGCAGCCAUCUCAGAGGAAAUAGGUCAUUUCUGUUUGGAUUUUGGCAGUUUUGCACACAGCUUCGCUUUCCACACUAAUCCAUCUUCCAGUACAUUCCUGUUGCUUAAAGAACAUUUAUUCCAGUAUUGUUUUACAUUUUUUUCCCAUCUUUACUUGUGGCUUCUUAAAGCUGACUGUUCUUGCAGGGGCCAUGUGCUUCUCCUAGAGUACAAAAGUAAGGUCUUUCCUUACUAACUGCAGGGUCUAUAUAUUACACCUCAAUGUACACACUUUGCUGCUACUGUUUGUACUGUCUACAGUAGAAUUUCCUUAUCUUGCUCCUGGUAGUGCAUUACAGGCAAGCAUGAAAUGUAAAGUAUUUAUUUAAAUAAAAACCUCUAAAUUGGUAAUUGAAUUACCUCCCUGUAGCUUUAGAGUUUGUGACAUUUCUUGACCUUGCUAGUUCUUUCAUUAGAUCCAUGCAAGAUCUAGUCAUAUGGUUAAGGAUAUUAAGCAGACACGACUAUGAACCCAAGAAACCGUAUUACUGUUGGUCAUACUUAAACUGUUUAUUUCCUUAAGUAUAUGACCCACAAGGAUGUGAAAUAACUACAAGAAACUGUUUUUGUACACUGUACAUCCUUAGUAUUUUUACACGUAUAUGAUAGGGAUGCACAUUAUUUUCCUUCGUACAGACAGCUUAAAUAAAGCACUAUGUCAAUCUGCUACUUCUGUGUUUUCUAAUGCUAAUUUGUUCUGGAGGUUUGUAAAUAUAUAUAUAUAUGUUCAAGCUUGCCACAAAGGACGUAUUUUUUUAUAUCUGCACAUUACUAUUAAAUAUCUUAGGGGAUAAAAUUCCUAAGUUGUUCCAUGUCAAAGAAAAAAAAAGGAAAUGAGAAAGCUAUAUUGCAGAUUACAAAAGAUUUCUCAAGUUUUGGGUUAAAUAUUUACUUCAUAUUUUAAAGUAAUUUUAUAUAGGUUAGAUGUUUCAAUCCUGAAAUGCACAAAGAAUUUACUUAAUUUCUUCUUACAAGAAAAUGUACAUCGUUAUUUUUUUAUCACUGUAUAUAUAAUGAUCUGUGCAUGUUUAGUUACAAGUUUUAUUUGCUGUGAAGUCCUAGUGAUAACUGUAACUCGCUGUGACAUAUUUCAAAUACUGGGUGAACAGUUUCAGCUUGUAAAUUAUUAAGUUACAGUAUUGUCAAAAAAAAAAGUUUUUAUGACUAAGCAAGAUGUAUUUGUGCUUUGGACUGAGGCUGUUGCCAUACAGGUGGUUCAUGUUAA
Messenger RNA from Neopelma chrysocephalum (saffron-crested tyrant-manakin), 5997 nucleotides. RefSeq names its product AKT serine/threonine kinase 3 (gene AKT3). Gene Ontology annotation, biological process: protein phosphorylation. The record is from RefSeq and is a predicted model, not a curated record. NCBI's taxonomy places the organism in Eukaryota, Metazoa, Chordata, Aves, Passeriformes, Pipridae. The transcript is spliced from 14 exons. The coding region runs from base 388 to 1827 and encodes 479 amino acids. Gene Ontology annotation, molecular function: protein serine/threonine kinase activity; ATP binding.